Betta splendens (Siamese fighting fish) is the source of this 3001-nucleotide messenger RNA. Its product is annotated as sclerostin domain-containing protein 1-like. The record is from RefSeq and is a predicted model, not a curated record. The transcript is spliced from 2 exons. Gene Ontology annotation, biological process: negative regulation of Wnt signaling pathway; negative regulation of BMP signaling pathway. The coding region runs from base 100 to 720 and encodes 206 amino acids. Gene Ontology annotation, molecular function: BMP binding. NCBI's taxonomy places the organism in Eukaryota, Metazoa, Chordata, Actinopteri, Anabantiformes, Osphronemidae.
CAUUGAGAAGGACAUCAGUAGGACAUAUAAAGCUGCAGCACGUUGUCUGUUCUGUUCAUCAGGUCAAACACUGACAGCAGCUCUCAGUCAGGUGCAGUCAUGCUCCGUGGUGUCAGACAACUCCAGCUCAUCGCGCUCCUCCUGCUGCUGCUGAGCGGGAGCAGCCCAGCUGUGAACAACGACGCCACCGAGUCUGUCAGUCCGCAGCCUGCGCACGACACCAGGGACGAACAGACCGAAGAAGACGCGAACCAGGCGAGGAACGGUGGGCGGCGGCAGACGGAGGCUGUGCGCAACGGCCCAGACCAGAACCAGGUAGGCUGCAGAGAGCUGAGGUCCACAAAAUACAUCUCUGAUGGUCAAUGUACCAGUGUCAACCCCAUCAAAGAGCUGGUGUGUGCUGGGGAAUGUCUGCCUGCACAUCUGCUGCCCAACUGGAUUGGUGGCGGUGGCUACACUGGGAGGUACUGGAGCCGCCGCGACGCCCAGGAGUGGCGCUGUGUUAUUGACCGGACCAGGACCCAAAGGAUCCGACUACAGUGCCAGGAUGGAAGCUCCAGGACCUACAGGAUAACUGUGGUUACUUCAUGCAAGUGCAAGCGUUAUACGAGACAGCAGAAUGACUCCGGACACAAGGACACAACGGCCCACAAACAGAGGAAAAACCAGAAGAAAGCUGGAGUCUCCGAGGAGGGAGCAGAGAGGCCAUCUGAAAACUGAAACCUUGUCGCCUUGCAGUUACAGUGUAAAUCUCUAUAGAGUCACUGCUUUUCACUGUUAAAGUAAUGGGUGAAUUCUAAGUGUGCAAAUAAUAACCAAAUAUUUAUAAGUGCCAGGGCAGAUAGAGGUAAAGGCAACUAGUGUAGGUUUGUGCUCAGUCUUAGAUUAAUAUGAUGUUUCCAGAUUAUUUUGUAGCCUUAACACAGAUCAUUUUGAGAUGUUUUAAAGAAAUGUGCUUUUUUCAUACAGACAUGUUUCAUAUUUCACUGUAUUGACCUGGGUUCAGUUGGUGGUUAGCUUAGUUGGCUGGAUGGUAACAAACACUAUGAUGAGAAACUGUACACAGUCGCUGCAUGUGAAGUAUCCUGACUCACUCAGACCGAAACCAGGCACUUUGUUACAAAGAGAGUGCCAGUGAUGUUAAUUCAAAGUGCCUGACUCUGUUCUAAGCUAGGGACAUCAGCUUUACAAACACUGAUCAUACAGCCAAACCAGAGCAAAUGCCCACUGUUUGUUUUCAGGAGCACUUCUGUGGAAGGUGGACUUUCACGUGUGUGCACAAACGAGUGCCCCAACGCUUAGGGGCAGACUGGAGACACGAGAGAAGUUUGUGUGUCCAGGAUGCCAGGAUUGUGUAGGACGGCAGGUUAAUACAACCGUUGUCAUCUCGAAAAAACAAGGAUCAAACUCCAUGACAUCAUCCAGUAGUUCACAAACUCUGGAUCACAGCUUAAUCAUAAUGUAGCAGCAUGUGUAAAGGUUUUAAAUGUGAACUAGACUCCUAUUAUAACCCAUAGUGUGAAUUUACAACAUAUAGGUUUGGGUUUUGAGGGGUUUGUAAUUUAUUUUUGUACCAGGACAGUUGAAGCUCUUUUUAUAUGUAUAUAUAUUUUUUUCACUCUGAAAUAAACUAAAAAAAAAGUUUACAAGAUGGUGUUGAUUCUAAUGCUGCAAGUAUGACAAACAGACUCACUGCAAACAGGAACUGUCUAACAACAGCAGCAUUAGUCAGUGAUGAAGCUCUUCUUCUUCACUGUACUUUGUUUUAUUGUGAAGGGGAUAUCUUUAGCUCCAGGCUAUUGGGGCUUAUUCAAGCUGCGGCAACAUGUGAGGAUGUUUUUGUCCCAUGUAUCCUUCUUCCCACUGAACACUGGGCUGAAGCCAGCAGUGAAUUGAAUUACUAGUACUGGAUGACAACAGGAUGUUUAACUUGUGUUACCUGCACUGGAAAAGGAUUGAUGUCCCUUUGUCAACAAUAUCCUGUAGGUCGAGUAAGUGGCCACCACAACACGGUUCGGGUCCAGGAAUGGUUGUUACAUUCAUGUACUGCGUUACAGUAUUUCGCAUUUAACACAAAAAACUCUGGUUACUGUGCAGUAUCAUCAGUUAAAUAUUUUUUAAUCAUAAAAACUUGUACCUUUCAAAAUAAAAUUCAAAUUAGUAGAUACAUAAUACUGCAGGCUUUUUGAUUUAGACCACCUUUACAAGUGGCAAUAUUAACACACUGAGCACAAAGUUUAAGGAAAAACAAAAAACAGCUCUGGACUAAUUGAUGUCCUUAGCUGGACUACAUAAAGCUUUGCAAGAGAUGCCAAACAAAAAAGCCCCAGGGCCAGAUGGCUUCCCAGCUGGAUUCUAUAGGAAAUUCUGGCCCUUGCUUGCGCCCAGCUUCUACAAAAUGAUAGCUGAAGUUAAACAGCAAGGAUCAUUACCCACAAAUAUCAAACAUGAAUUCAGCUUUUACAAGCCUGCUCCAAAGGUCAGGAAAAGACCCUACACUUCCAUUAAGUUACAGACCAAUUUCAUUAAUAAAUGUACAUUGAAAAAUAAUCUGUAAAACACUUGCUAGAAAUUUUGAAAAAAUGACUCCAUAUAUAAUUCACUGUGACCAAAGAGGCUUUAUUAAAGGCAGACAGUGAACAAACAAUAUGACCAGAUUAAUCAACUUAAUUGAUUAUGUCACCAUCCAUAAACUAGAGUCAGCCAUCGUCUCCUUAGAUGCAGAAAAAGCUUUCGACAGAGUAAACUGGAAGCUUUUUUUAGCCACUCUGCAUAAAUUCAUACAGCUCAGCAAACGCCGCAGUCAGAACAAAUCUCACCAAGGUCUACUCUUUAUUCUGCUACUUCCAGUUCACUCCCUGCACUCUUAAUUUCUGUCUAGCUUUAUGUCUGGUCCUGUGAUUCAUCCACCUGCAUCUAGUCAGUAAUCAAUUUGUGUAACUUGUGUACCGACCCCUGCUCAUCUGACAACGAUGAUUUCAUUAAAACCUCAUAAAACAGA